Messenger RNA from Trichobilharzia regenti, 2626 nucleotides. Lineage: Eukaryota; Metazoa; Platyhelminthes; Trematoda; Strigeidida; Schistosomatidae. The record is from the annotation of a GenBank genome assembly.
AAACUUUAGUUUAGAAACACAUAUGCCUGGUGAAACCGCCCCCCUUACUAUCUCUUCCCUUGAAAGCAUUGUGUUCACUAAUCAGUUAAUAGUACAAGCAAUUAAAAGCCUUAAACCUUCCACUAGUACGGGACCGGAUGGCCUCGCUUCGAUAAUUUUCAAAAACAGUGGGUGUGAUAUACCCCUGUUACUUCUUAAAUUCUUCUCAAUAUCUAUGGACACUGGCACUUACCCUAGUGAGUGGAAAACUAGCUUCAUAAUUCCACAUUACAAAUCUGGUGAUAGGGCAAACGUCCGCAAUUACAGACCCAUAAAUAUAACCCCAGUUAUCUCACGAAUCAUGGAGAAAGUUGUAAAAGAUCAAUUGUCAGACUACCUAAUUAGGGAAGAUCUUGUUACAAGGUCUCAACACGGAUUUCUCAAAAAUAGAUCCUGCGUUACUUGCCACUUCGACUUUUUCAACUGCAUCACUAGUAGUCGCGAAGCACGUAAGCUAGUCGUUGUUCUCUACUUCGAUAUAUCUAGGGCAUUUGACAUGGUAUCUCACAGUAUUCUCUUUGAGAAGCUGUACUCUUGUGGAAUUCGCAACCCAUUACUGAACUGGUUAAAAUCAUUUCUAAGCAACAGGGUACAAAUAACCAAAGUUGGAUCUGUAUUGUCUCAUCCUAGGCAGAUCUCAAGUGGGGUCGUGCAAGGUAGUGUCCUAGGUCCACUUUUAUUCACAGUCUACAUUAACAGCAUUUGCAAGUGCUUCACCUUAGGCAAACCAUUCCUAUAUGCUGACGACCUCAAAGUCGUCUACUCCUGCUACACUCAUGAAUUAAGCGAUAUGGUUACUAAAAUACAUCUUGAACUAAGUAGCCUUGCAACGUGGUGUGCUGAAUCCUGUCUAAAUUUUAACAUUGACAAAUGCGGCUGGAUUUGUAUCGGCAACAGUAAGCUUGAUCUAACUCUUGAAAUAAAUGGGCGAAAACUAGCUAAGCUCAACUCAGUCGUAGAUCUCGGUAUUAGAUACUCUAGUAACCUAACGUUCGCUGAACAGACUGAUUAUGCCAGACGUAAAACGCGAAGGCUGAUAGGAUGCAUAACACGCAAUUUCUUUUGUUGUGAAACUAGGGUUUUAUUAUACAAAGUAUGUGUCCGACCUAUCUUAGAAUACUGCCCGUUUAUUCUUAGCGGACUCAGACAAAAUGACAAGCUUAAAUUAGAGGGAGUGCAACGGCAGUUUACCUCAAGAACUCUUGGUUUAGAAAGUGGUCUGGAAUACCAUGAGCGAUGCGUAAGACUAAGAUUAGAACCCCUCUGGAAAAGACGCCUUAAGCUAAACCUUAUCUUUUACUAUAAGCUAACUAAUCUUCUCUUGCAUUCCUCCGAGCCAAUAACUAAACCUACCGCUGUCAUCAGUUACAAUCUUAGAAAUCAUCACAACCUAGCUGCUAUGGAGCACUGUCAGACUUACGUGCGGUACAACUUCUUCUUAAAUAAGUUUUCAGUCAUUUGGAAUAGACUACCAGCUAAUGUGCGCGAUGCAAACACACUUCCAGUGUUCAUCUCCUCAGUCACCAGACUACUCAAAGAUGACAAUGCACUUUUGCGCCUGACUCUUACACCUUCUUUUUCACCCUACAUAGAUAUUUUAAGUUCUUUAAACGUGUAGUUACAACAAACUACAAUUAUAAAUUUUAAUAUUAUUGGAACUAGAUGAUUAACAUUUCUACACAGGACAGUAAUAAUAUUAGUUUACACAUAAUAUAAAAGUUAGCAUAACGGGACUAGUUAGUUUGUGUACCAAAAUAACCACAGUUACUAAACAGAAUAUAUAUGUAUAUAUUUAUUAAUCACUCCUUAAGGACUCCCGUUGCUUUCUUUUGCGUUGCUGUUGUUUGUCUUCUUUUUUCUCUCACCAUUUCAGCUUCCAUUUGACUUUUUGAAUGAGAAUGAAUAAUGUGGAUAUUUGACCAUUUACAAUGACAAAUGAUCUGCAAACAUUAUUGGUCCCGUAUCUUUCAGUUGCCUGGUUAAUAACGAAUUAACUUUCUCCACGACGCAACCUGGAUUACAUUUGUGGAAUAUACUCUUAUACCAAUGGAAAAGUAUCUAUUUGUAAUACAACGUCACGAUUGUAGCUUAUAACAUAACUGAUCGUAUCUGUAAAAAUAGCUUCCUUAUUACCCAAUUUGGAUAUAAAUCAAAUCAAAAAUAAGAUUCGGAUUUGUACACACCCAAGUUAUAUUGAGGAAUUACUUCAAGCUUUAUUUUUUCCCAAGUAUUUUUAAUCCAUCCAAAACUUACUUGGGUUUUUUUGUUAAUGCGAAGUUAAUAUUCCUAUAUUUCAUGACGUGCUCCAUUGAAUGACUGGUUAUCAUAUUGUUCCCACAGACCUAAGACAAAAACGCCAGCAACCAUGUAACUUAACCAUAAACCAAAUUUAUGAAAUUUAUAUAAUGCUUAUCCAUGCCUGUAUAUUUGGUGUGUCCUACACAAGUAGGAAAAAAUGUGUAUUUUAUUAAAACAUUAUUAUUAAUUAUGAUUGCUAAUCGUAUAUGUAAUUUAUCAUAUUGAUGAUGCCUGUAAACUGGCGUCUCUCAUGUACAAAAUGAGAAUAUACUAUUAUUAUUAUUAAAAA